AUGAUUUUCAAAAACAUCAUCACUGCCCUUGGGCUUCUUGGACCUGUGCAUGCAGGUCUAUUGCGCUUUGGCUGUGCACAGCUGACGGUCCAGCGACUUGACCCCUUGGUCAAUCCUGGAUCUAACCCAUCACCGCAUCUGCACCAGAUCAUCGGCGGCAACUCUUUCAACAUAACCAUGGAUCCAGCAAAAGGACAUGACCUGGCGAAGUCGACCUGUACAAGCUGCGAAUUUAGUGAAGACUUUAGCAACUACUGGACCGCAGUCGUCUAUUUCCGCGCCAAAAACGGAACCUACAAGCGCGUCCCCCAACGCGCUCAACAGGGUUUCGAGGGCACGGUCGGCGGUAUGGUGGUGUACUACAUGACUGACGCCCUCUUCAGCACGACGCAAUCGUCCAAAGUCACAGCCUUCAAGCCCGGAUUCCGUAUGCUCAUCGGUGACGUCAACGGCAAGAACCGUGAAGAUGCACGGGCGUUCCGUCAGUUGACGUACAUUUGCAUGCAAAACGAGGGGACGCGUGAGCCCGAGACACUGGAGUUUCCGAAGCAAGCGUGUCCGAUGGGCAUCAUGAUCAACCAUCGAUUCCCCACUUGUUGGGACGGUGUCAAUCUCGACUCUCCCAACCACAGCGAACAUGUGGCCUAUCCCGCAACGGGCACCUUUGAAAACGGGGGCGCAUGCCCGUCUACACACCCUGUUCGGCUCCCGCAGAUUCUCCUGGAAACGGUGUGGGAUACCAGGGCGUUCAACAACAAAGCCGACUGGCCGAGUGAUGGGAGCCAGCCGUUUGUGUGGAGUAGUGGGGAUAGGACGGGCUACGGUACCCAUGCGGACUAUGUGUUUGGAUGGAAAGAUGAUAGCUUGCAGAAGGCAAUGGAUGGGAACAAUUAUGUUAGCGCGCCGACGUUGAAGAAGCAGAAUAUUGCAACGCAGAACAAGUGUACGGUCAAGGACAUGGUGGGAGAGGAGUUUGAUGGGUGGUUGACGGCGUUGCCAGGGGGUAUGGUGACUUGA
Plenodomus lingam JN3 is the source of this 1017-nucleotide messenger RNA. RefSeq lists its product as uncharacterized. NCBI's taxonomy places the organism in Eukaryota, Fungi, Ascomycota, Dothideomycetes, Pleosporales, Leptosphaeriaceae. The record is from RefSeq and is a predicted model, not a curated record.